Molecule: messenger RNA, 1503 nt
Organism: Bombyx mandarina (wild silkworm)
Lineage: Eukaryota; Metazoa; Arthropoda; Insecta; Lepidoptera; Bombycidae
Biological process (GO): nucleoside metabolic process
Molecular function (GO): catalytic activity
Source: RefSeq, a predicted model, not a curated record
UUCCAACGGCCAAAUAACUUCACCUCUAAACGAAAGAAAAAUAAAAAUAAAAACCUACAAUUAGAAGUCCAAGGCAUUAAGCCAUAGCUUAAAGUGGAAGAACAGAGAACAUCGGCUAAUAUAUUGAAAACAGUAAAUUUAAGCUGUUACCAUGGCCGAAGUUGAAGAAAAGGUGAUAAUGACACCUAAAUGUAAAACGGCCAAUUCCACAACAUUGGUAGUUGAAAGGAAAGCUGUAGAACCAGAAGCAAGUGACAAAAUACAUAUAGCUGGUGGUGAUCACACUGGUAUUAUUAUCAACAAGCAAGAAACUUAUGAAAAUGGCGUUUCCGAACCUUGUCAUGCACAAUUGGAAUUCUAUGUUUAUUUGGUAUCGGGAGCUACUGGAACCCACACACGUGAAGCACGUGCUCUAAGGUUCUGGUUUAAACCUCAGAUGACUCCAAACGAAAGGCCUUAUGAAGCCCAGGCCUUUUUCAGAGAACUUGUCAGUCCUCAAGAUUUUCCUAAAGAUUAUGUAGGAUACAUAAAAAAAAUAAUGAAAUUAAUGCAACACAAAUAUCAACAACUGAAAAUGCUUGAAGUAGAAUUAAGACAAGAAGGAUAUGCAUCACCACCACCAGAAAUCAAUGGAAUAUUAACGAGUAAGAGUGUAAUAUACAACUUUACCAAUGGCUCAUACAUCGAUGACAGUAUCAUAAAUCAAACACCACUAAUAUCAGAACAAAGAGUGCUGGAUAUGAUAGAAAACGCAUAUCCCAACCCCUUAUCUGUGGAUGAUUUUGUCUCUGCCGCCAAAUGGUCGAAAGCAGAUGUGAAGGAUGCAUUGGAAUCUUUAGAAGAAAAAGGCCUCACUCGGGCUAUGUCCGAAGGUGUUUAUGUUCGUCAACAUAGCGUAGAUACACAGGUAGUAAAACAGAUGCCAACGUUGAGUUCGUCACGUCAACCCAGUAUUGCAGUCAUAACAGCGUUGUAUUGUGAAAAACAAGCCGUUGACGCAAUGAUGGACAAUCAAGAAACCUACGUACGUUAUACCACUGUUGGUGAGUAAUUUGGUAUUUUCAUUUUUCCAAUAAAACCUGUCGGGAUAAUUCCUUUUUACAAACGCGAUUUAAUGAAUUGGUAUUCGCACAAGAAUAGUGAAGGUUUCCGUUGUCUAUAUCUGUAAUACAGAGAAAUCCGCAAAAUAAUCGAUUAAAGAAUUUCGCUACAAACAAUACGGUGGACAGCCAAAGAUCGUGGGGUUACACCACAGAUAACCCCCGGUUACACAAUGUUUCUCAUUUAGCGAGUUUUGUUUUUUUAUCGUGAUUUUGUUAAUUCAUCGCAAAAACCACUCGUGCAUGUGCGAUGAACAUGAUUUUGUGGAGUUGAAAAUAUGAAAAUUCUAACAUGUUGAUGGGUUUGACAAGGAAGAGUCUUAGUAGGGUGAAAUAUUUAUAAGUUUAUUGAUAAAAUAUAUAUUAAUAGUAUUAUAUCGUUAAGUAACAGAUGCAGUUCUAA